UUGUUGCGCGCCGGCUCGGCUUUGCCCCUGCUGCCGGCCGGCUGGCUUCGGCGCCCCCUCGGUUCCCGGGCGCAUCCCGGCGCUGCUUCGGCUGGGGCCCUCGGACUCGGGCGCGAGUGACCGCUUCGCCACCGAUUUCCUGCGCCUGCCGGACGCGCCCAAGAGGAGCCCGAAGCUCUGCGCGGGAUCGUCCCCCCAGGCUUAACCUAGCCGCUCCGCUCGGAUUCCUCGGCUGCCCUCGCUCUGGUGGCGACUUCCUCCCCGCGACCGCGUCCCCUCCCCCUCGCCAUGAAGAAGUCGAUUGGAAUAUUAAACCCAGGAGUUGCUUUGGGGACGGCUGGAAGUGCAAUGUCUUCCAAGUUCUUCCUAAUGGCUUUGGCCAUAUUUUUCUCCUUCGCCCAGGUUGUAAUAGAAGCCAAUUCUUGGUGGUCGCUAGGUAUGAAUAACCCUGUUCAGAUGUCAGAAGUAUAUAUCAUAGGAGCACAGCCUCUCUGCAGCCAGCUGGCAGGACUUUCUCAAGGACAGAAGAAACUGUGCCACUUGUACCAAGACCACAUGCAGUACAUCGGAGAAGGCGCGAAGACGGGCAUCAAAGAGUGCCAGUAUCAGUUCCGGCAUCGGCGUUGGAACUGCAGCACCGUGGACAACACCUCUGUGUUCGGCCGGGUCAUGCAGAUAGGCAGCCGCGAGACGGCCUUCACGUACGCGGUGAGCGCCGCGGGGGUGGUGAACGCCAUGAGCCGCGCGUGCCGCGAGGGCGAGCUGUCCACCUGCGGCUGCAGCCGCGCCGCGCGCCCCAAGGACCUGCCGCGGGACUGGCUGUGGGGCGGCUGCGGGGACAACAUCGACUAUGGCUACCGCUUCGCCAAGGAAUUCGUGGACGCGCGCGAGCGGGAGCGCAUCCACGCCAAGGGCUCGUACGAGAGCGCGCGCAUCCUCAUGAACUUGCACAACAACGAGGCCGGCCGAAGGACGGUGUACAACCUGGCCGAUGUGGCCUGCAAGUGCCACGGGGUGUCGGGCUCCUGUAGCCUCAAGACGUGCUGGCUGCAGCUGGCCGACUUCCGCAAGGUGGGCGACGCCCUGAAGGAGAAGUACGACAGCGCGGCGGCCAUGCGCCUCAACAGCCGGGGCAAGCUGGUGCAGGUCAACAGCCGCUUCAACUCGCCCACCACGCAGGACCUGGUCUACAUCGACCCCAGCCCCGACUACUGCGUGCGCAACGAGAGCACGGGCUCGCUGGGCACGCAGGGCCGCCUGUGCAACAAGACGUCGGAGGGCAUGGACGGCUGCGAGCUCAUGUGCUGCGGCCGCGGCUACGACCAGUUCAAGACCGUGCAGACGGAGCGCUGCCACUGCAAGUUCCACUGGUGCUGCUACGUCAAGUGCAAGAAGUGCACGGAGAUCGUGGACCAGUUCGUGUGCAAAUAGCGGGUGCCCGCUGCCCGCGCGUCACCC
Enhydra lutris kenyoni (northern sea otter) is the source of this 1458-nucleotide messenger RNA. RefSeq names its product Wnt family member 5A. Lineage: Eukaryota; Metazoa; Chordata; Mammalia; Carnivora; Mustelidae. The record is from RefSeq and is a predicted model, not a curated record. Bases 289 to 1431 code for a protein of 380 amino acids. The transcript is spliced from 5 exons. Gene Ontology annotation, cellular component: extracellular region. Gene Ontology annotation, molecular function: cytokine activity; frizzled binding. Gene Ontology annotation, biological process: canonical Wnt signaling pathway; cell fate commitment; multicellular organism development.